Cucurbita pepo subsp. pepo (vegetable marrow) is the source of this 854-nucleotide messenger RNA. Its product is annotated as putative ubiquitin-conjugating enzyme E2 18. The record is from RefSeq and is a predicted model, not a curated record. NCBI's taxonomy places the organism in Eukaryota, Viridiplantae, Streptophyta, Magnoliopsida, Cucurbitales, Cucurbitaceae.
UAAGGUCGUGGCCGCUCCACUUUGUCCCUUUCGUCUACAUCUUCGUCACAUUCACCAUAAAAACUCUCCCCUCUUUCUCUGCCAUUGCGGAGCCUAACCCAAGCAUGACCAGCUCCUCCGACUCCGCCCGCAAGGCUCUGAGUAAGAUUGCCUGCAAUCGCCUCCAGAAGGAGCUCGUUGAGUGGCAGGUUAACCCUCCCGCUGGUUUUAAACACAGGGUCACCGAUAAUCUUCAAAGGUGGGUGAUUGAAGUCAACGGAGCCCCUGGAACUCUCUAUGCAAAUGAAACCUACCAGCUUCAGGUGGAUUUCCCCGAACAUUAUCCAAUGGAAGCCCCACAGGUUAUAUUUCUGCAUCCAGCUCCCCUGCAUCCUCAUAUCUAUAGCAACGGUCACAUUUGUCUAGAUAUUUUGUACGAUUCAUGGUCGCCGGCAAUGACUGUAAGUUCCAUCUGUAUCAGCAUUCUCUCCAUGCUGUCAAGCUCCCCCGCAAAGCAACGCCCUGACGAUAACGAUCGUUAUGUAAAGAAUUGUAGGAACGGAAGGUCUCCAAAGGAGACGAGGUGGUGGUUCCACGACGACAAGGUGUAACGUAACCUCUUCCAUUGUGUUAUGGGUGUGGCUUCCGUUGUUUGUAAGUUGAAAAGGAAGUAGAAAAUGAUUAUGGAAACGAAAAAAGGAAGUAAAAAAGUGGAAAGGCGUGGCAUUUUGUAAAGGAGGAAGAUGAAUUUGUGCUGUUUUUUUUGUCUUUUUUUUUUUUACCAAUUUCUGAAGAACAACAGAAGUAGUAGUCUGUUCCUUCCUUGGCUUCAUAAAUCAUCAUCACUACUAAUAUGCCUCCUUCCUUUCACAUCA